UCUUGUGGUAUUGUGCUUGUAAACGUAAUUGGGACUUCCUUUAGCAAUAUCUAACAAUAACAUUAAUUAGUCAAGUUAAGACACAUUUGCAAACUUUAUUUUUAACAUACUUGCGUGUUAACUUUAAUCAUUAAAGAAUAAUGACCUUUGUCAAUUCGCAAUUAACUAAAAAAAGGAAUUAAAUAUUCCUCGGUGACGCCAUUUUGUUCAAUUUAUAUUUUUCUGCUUUUAUAAAUGGAAUUAGGAAAGAAAAGGUAUAAGGGUGGUCGGACACCUUCUAUUAGGUCCAGUGAAAGGCGACGUCCUCAAAGUGUUUCAUCUAUAUCCACACUAUCGCCGAGAGUUGUGUUGUCAAGAUUGGAACCCAGGGAGUUUGAACGUCUUCGAUUAUCUUACAAAAUUGCAAUCGACCAAAGAAGAUCCAGAAGCUGCCGUGGCAUGAACAUGGGUCAAAAAAUUAGUGGUGGAGUUAAAACAGUUAGUCGAAAUGAUUCACAGUCUACCUUUAAACCAAUAAUACCAAGGGAGUUACAAGCUGAUUUUGUCAAACCAGCGCGAAUCGAUAUUUUACUUGAUAUGCCACCAGCGUCUCGAGAACUUCAACUGAAGCAUUCAUGGAACCAUGAAGACAGGUCGUUAAACAUUUUUGUGAAGGAAGAUGACAAGUUGACGUUUCAUAGGCACCCAGUCGCUCAAAGUACUGACUGUAUACGUGGAAAAGUCGGACUCACAAAAGGAUUGCAUAUUUGGGAAAUCUAUUGGCCAACAAGGCAAAGAGGAACACACGCUGUUGUUGGUGUUUCUACUGCAGAUGCGCCCUUACAUUCAGUUGGAUAUCAAAGCUUAGUCGGAUCAACUGAACAAAGUUGGGGCUGGGACUUAGGAAGAAAUAAAUUGUACCAUGAUUCAAAAAACUGUGCUGGUGUCACAUAUCCAGCAAUAUUAAAAAACGAUGAAGCAUUUUUAGUUCCAGACAAGUUCUUAGUAGCUUUAGAUAUGGACGAAGGAACACUAAGCUUCAUUGUUGAUCAGCAGUAUCUUGGUAUUGCAUUUAGAGGGUUGCGAGGAAAAAAAUUAUAUCCAGUUGUUUCGGCGGUUUGGGGUCACUGCGAAAUAACCAUGCGCUAUAUUGGUGGAUUAGAUCCCGAGCCCUUGCCCUUAAUGGAUCUUUGUCGAAGAUCAAUUAGACAAAAAAUUGGCCGGGUGAACAUGGAGGAGCGUAUACAAGAACUGCAACUUCCUCAAUCAAUGAAAACAUAUUUACUGUAUAAAAACCGUAGAUAAUAUUUUUAAUUUGUAAGAAAAAACCAAUUGAAAUUUUUUCUGCAUGUGAUGAAAGCAGUAAGAACUAAUUGUGUUAGCUUAUAAUAGUAUUAGAUCAAUGUUAGUUUGUCUGUCCUUUAACAGGAGAAGCAUAGGUAUACAAUUCUUUAUAAUACUUUAUUUUACCUAUAAAGGUUUAUUGUAUAUUAAGAAGCAUUAAAGUAAUAGUAUGUAUACAAUGUGACAUCUCAUUUUGCAAUAAAUUGGAGAAACAUGUUUCUUCACGUAACAUUA
Drosophila biarmipes is the source of this 1557-nucleotide messenger RNA. It is a transcript of the gene gus, whose product is annotated as protein gustavus. The record is from RefSeq and is a predicted model, not a curated record. Gene Ontology annotation, biological process: proteasome-mediated ubiquitin-dependent protein catabolic process. Lineage: Eukaryota; Metazoa; Arthropoda; Insecta; Diptera; Drosophilidae. Gene Ontology annotation, molecular function: protein binding. Bases 235 to 1284 code for a protein of 349 amino acids. Gene Ontology annotation, cellular component: SCF ubiquitin ligase complex. The transcript has 3 exons.